Pelagomonas calceolata is the source of this 1181-nucleotide messenger RNA. NCBI's taxonomy places the organism in Eukaryota, Pelagophyceae, Pelagomonadales, Pelagomonadaceae. The record is from the annotation of a GenBank genome assembly.
UUUUGCAUCGUACGGCUGCCCCCAAGCGAUUUAACCAUAUACAAGAUGAUCCUCACGCAGUGCGCCGUCUGCGCCACCGAGCUUGGGCUAACCUUGGGCAAGAAAUGCGGCCGCUGCAGCACGCGCUACUGCGGAGCCGAAUGCCAGGUGCAGCACUGGAAAGAAGGCGGCCACGACAAGCUCUGCAAGAAGAUAAAAAAAGCGGGCGGCGCGGAACAAUACAACGCAAAUACCAAGUACGCGGAGGCUGUCGCGGUCGCGGUCGAGAAGUGCGCCGACGACACGAAGGGCCAGACCUGCUACAUCUGCACCCAAGCCCUCCACUGGAAAACGAAGGAGGGUCUCGUGCGCGGGUGCUCGUGCCGCGGGACGGCAGGAUUUGCGCAUGUUUCGUGCCUGGCGGAGCAGGCGAAGAUUUUGUUCGCGGAGGCCGAGGAGAAUAAUUUGGACAACAAGGUGUUGGAUGAGAGGUGGCGCCGGUGGGACACGUGCAGUUUGUGCGAGCAAGACUACCACGGCGUCGUGCGGGGCGCGCUCGCGUGGGCGUGCUGGAAAACGUACCUGGGCCGGCCGGAGACAAAUCAGGUUCGAAACAUGACGAUGUCGAUACUUGGGAACGGUUUAUUCAAGGCGGGCCACCUCGAGGAUGCGUUGUCCGUGUAUGAGUCCCGGUUGUCUUUGGUGCGGCGCAAUGGUAAGUCAGAAGUCGCCAUUCUCGUCGCGCAGAGCAAUAUUUCGAGCACGUAUGAGGUACUGGGACGGUAUGACGAGGCCGUUCUAAUUAAGCGAGACGUGUACUUUGGACGUUUGAGGCUCGGCGGCGAAGAACAUGAAGAGACCCUCCGAGCGGCCAACAACUACGCGUCGUCCCUUGCCCGGCUACAGCGCUUCGGAGAAGCCAGGUCGCUGGUGCGCAGAACGAUGCCCUUGGUGCGACGCGUUCUCGGAGAAGGGCAUAGACUCACGCUCAAGAUGAGGUGGCUUUACGCGCAGACGAUCUACGCGGACCCCGCCGCCACGCUUGACGAUCUCCGCAAGGCCGUGACGACGCUCGAGGACGUGGAACGGACCGCGCGGCGCGUGUUAGGUGGCGCGCACCCGCUCACAGUGGACAUUGAGGCUGAAAUACGAGACGCGCGAACCAUCCUUGUAAGAAAAACCAUAAGUUAAGAUACCCCCUA